Gastrolobium bilobum is the source of this 474-nucleotide messenger RNA. RefSeq names its product probable mediator of RNA polymerase II transcription subunit 26b. The record is from RefSeq and is a predicted model, not a curated record. The annotation marks the transcript as partial. The transcript has a single exon. NCBI's taxonomy places the organism in Eukaryota, Viridiplantae, Streptophyta, Magnoliopsida, Fabales, Fabaceae.
AUCGAUGGCAUGGAUGAUUAUGGAAAUCCUCGACAGAGUGGACAAUUCAACAGAAACUGUGAAAAUGGGAGAAAGCCAGCUUUGGACAGUCAAGUUGUAGAAAGGAGGAAAUCUGAGGCUUCCAUUGAGCCAUCCAUCACUGCCAAGGACAGUAAGAGUCAGCAACCAAGGAAAAAUGAGGUUGCUGUGAGGCUAAAUAAACCAGAAACUGCUGAUAAUGGCCCUGUCAGACACCCAAAAUCAACUAUGCAGCGAAAAAGCAAUAUAGAGCCAAAGAAGCAGCCAAAAAUAGAGAACAAUACAAUCCCAAAGAAACCUCCCAUGAUUCAGAAAGAUAAAUCCAAGUUUUCAAAUGAAGCUGCAGUCCAAGUAAAGCUAGAGGCCACUAAUAGCAAACUUCAUGAGCGUUAUCAACAAGUUGAAAAUGCUAAGAGGCAGAGGACAAUACAAGUUCUAGAAAUAAGUGGCCUCUAG